Messenger RNA from Aspergillus puulaauensis, 474 nucleotides. RefSeq lists its product as uncharacterized. The transcript is spliced from 2 exons. NCBI's taxonomy places the organism in Eukaryota, Fungi, Ascomycota, Eurotiomycetes, Eurotiales, Aspergillaceae. The record is from RefSeq and is a predicted model, not a curated record. Bases 1 to 474 code for a protein of 157 amino acids.
AUGCCUCCAACGGCAAUGUGGGGUUGUGAUUUCGAAGCCUGCGAUAAGCCUUGUGUACGGACGUAUGGACAAUGUGUCCUUUGCGAUCGCCACCUCUGCGCAAAACAUCUUCGCGCGGAAUAUCAUAAAUGUCCUGAAUGGGAGGACGAGAAAUCGUACGACCCCGCGGCCCGAGAAGCUGAGCAAAAGGAAAUGACAGCACUCCUCGGAAAGAUAAAUGUCACUGUACUUCUCUCUCGAGCCAGUUCCUUGCGCAACGGUGUUCCGAGCUGUACGACCCGACCCCUCCAGUAUGAUCGAUUCACGCGUUCCUCGGUGAUGGGUGGUAUGAAUUACCACAUUGAAAUCCGGUUCCAGGAUGGAAUUAGCUGGCUCGCACGCAUUCGAAGACUGAAUGCCACUUCACCGCCACCGGACCUACGAGCUUACAUUAUGCGCAGUGAGGUCGCCACGCUGCAGUUCCUGAGCGUGUAG